Molecule: messenger RNA, 615 nt
Organism: Diceros bicornis minor
Lineage: Eukaryota; Metazoa; Chordata; Mammalia; Perissodactyla; Rhinocerotidae
Product: maestro heat-like repeat-containing protein family member 7
Exons: 6
Coding region: 1-555 (184 amino acids)
Cellular component (GO): cytoplasm
Source: RefSeq, a predicted model, not a curated record
AUGAUUGCGUCUCCGUGUGGGCUUCUGAGGUCCACACCAGGCCGAUUGCGCCAAUCAGAAAGAGAAGCCUAUCAGUUUAUUCUGGAAUUUCUAGAACAAGGACAAGCGUCCGAGUUCGACAAGCUGCGGUUCCUGCGGGCUGUGGAAACCUUGAGUGGCGCUGUUCGUGCCCAGGCAGACGGCAAUAUGAAUGAUUACUUCCCCAAAACCAUUCUGGCCAAGAAAAUUGAGACACUCAUCCUCGAAGAGCCCACGGAGGUCUUGAUCAGCAGUGUGCGUCAGCAAGCCAUGCUCUGCAUCGUGGCCCUGAGCCAGGUGCAUCCACCCUUCUACAUGCCCCAGAAACUGGACCUGGUCAGUGUCAGCAUUUCCAGCGUGUUCUCUCUGCCACUCAUCGUGCCCAGUCUAGACAGGAAGGAGAGCGCGAGUCUGUACCUCCAGACAAUCCAGGCCUUGGAUGACAUGUUACAAGCUCUUCUGAUGGAUGGUAUGGGCCCCAACAUGCUCAUGCUGCAGAACUUCCUGGAGGUAAGCAGCUGCAGGAACCCUGUAUGAAUCAUGGUAUGUUGGGAGGAAAGGAACGGACUAUUAGGACAGUCUGGGUGUCAUUCCAGA